AGUCAGCUGACCAGGAGCGGGCACCACCCUCCAGGAGCAGGAAUGCAGCUGCGACAAGGGCCAUCACCUUCCAGGUAGGGAAACAGAUUCUCUGGGCAGUGACUGGAGAAGGACGUGCAGCAGCUCCAGGUCUGCAGGGUGUUUCACGGAGCAGCCAUGUCCACACUGUACCCAUCUCUGGAGGACCUGAAGGUGGACCAAGCCAUUCAGGCCCAGGCCAGAGACACCCCCAAGAUGCCCAUCCUGCCUGUGCAGGAGACACCUGUCCCCCAGCCUUCAGUUUUGUACCCAAACCUGGCAGAACUGGAAAAUUAUAUGGGUCUUUCCCUCUCCAGCCAAGAAGUCCAACAGAACCUGCCUCAGAGUCCAGACGGUGCCAGUACGGUGGUCUCUGGCCCUUCGCCGGGCCAGGUGGUGGCGCCGGUGUCCGGGAACAGCCUGGGCGUGCGGCGAGCGGAGAUCAAGCCCGGGGUGCGUGAGGUCCAUCUCUGCAAGGACGAGCGCGGCAAGACGGGGCUGCGGCUGCGGGCCAUCAACAAGGGGCUCUUCGUGCAGCUGGUACAGGUCAACACCCCUGCAUCCCUGGUGGGGCUGCGCUUUGGGGACCAGAUCCUGCAGAUGGACGGGCGCGACUGUGCCGGGUGGAGCACAGACAGAGCGCACCGGGCGGUGAAGAGGGCUUCAGCAGAGAAGAUCGUCAUGGUGGUUCGGGACCGGCCUUUCCAGCGGACGGUCACCAUGCACAGGGACAGCACCGGCCACGUGGGCUUCAUCAUCAAGAAGGGGAAGGUGGUCUCUGUGGUCAAAGGGAGUUCUGCGGCCCGCAACGGGCUUCUCACCAACCACUACGUGUGUGAAGUGAAUGGGCAGAAUGUCAUCGGGCUGAAGGACAAAGAGGUCACGGAGAUUCUGGCCACGGCCGGGAGCGUCAUCACCCUGACCAUCAUCCCCACCGUGAUCUACGAGCACAUGGUCAAAAAGUUGUCCCCGACGCUGCUCCGCCACACCAUGGACCACUCCAUCCCAGAUGUCUGACAUCACGGGCAGCUCUGCCCUCCCUCCUGCAGGAACGCAGAGGCCUCAGGACGCAGGUUUCGGGUUUCGGAGACCUGCUGCCUGAGCCGGGAUGUGCUGACGGGGUGCGCUCGGCGGGUGUGUGUGUGUGACCGCAGAGCACAGCAUCUUCAUGUGGAGCGCAGCCUCCGCGGAGCCUGACUUGCCUGGACUACGGCGGGCCAGGGCCACAGGCAGCGCUUGCGCGGGUUUCCGUGUCGCGGCAGCCGGCUCAGGGCCUCCGGAAGGGGCAGCUGGGUCCCUUUCGAGACGUCACCUCUACCAGAAGGACAGUCCACAUUGAGAGAACAGAAGCACAUUCCUUGUGAGAAUUUUCCCCUUUACUUGAUCUUUGACACACACUGUACAUGGGUAGAACUCCUCACUUAUCUUUUGAAUAAAGCUUUGAUUUUAAAUAAAA
Messenger RNA from Myotis myotis, 1474 nucleotides. RefSeq names its product syndecan binding protein 2 (gene SDCBP2). The record is from RefSeq and is a predicted model, not a curated record. Gene Ontology annotation, molecular function: protein binding. The transcript is spliced from 9 exons. The coding region runs from base 157 to 1035 and encodes 292 amino acids. Lineage: Eukaryota; Metazoa; Chordata; Mammalia; Chiroptera; Vespertilionidae. Gene Ontology annotation, cellular component: cytoplasm; plasma membrane.